This is a messenger RNA of Wickerhamiella sorbophila, 891 nucleotides long. Its product is annotated as Peptide-N(4)-(N-acetyl-beta-glucosaminyl)asparagine amidase. The record is from RefSeq and is a predicted model, not a curated record. The transcript has a single exon. Gene Ontology annotation, cellular component: cytosol; nucleus. Gene Ontology annotation, molecular function: peptide-N4-(N-acetyl-beta-glucosaminyl)asparagine amidase activity. NCBI's taxonomy places the organism in Eukaryota, Fungi, Ascomycota, Dipodascomycetes, Dipodascales, Trichomonascaceae. Gene Ontology annotation, biological process: protein deglycosylation; glycoprotein catabolic process; protein quality control for misfolded or incompletely synthesized proteins. The coding region runs from base 1 to 891 and encodes 296 amino acids.
AUGGGUGUUGAGGAGUUGUUCCAUUUGAGCAGCAACCAGUCGAUUUAUGAGCAUGAAGUUGCGAUAGGUAAAGCGUUGGAUACGAUCCCACUGGCGGAACUAUACGAACAGGCCGAAAGUGCGCUUUCAUCUGGUAAGGAGGGCGGAUUUGAAGACCAUCUUGUAAUGGCCCUGCUAAAGUGGUUCAAACAGUGGUUUAAAUGGGUCAAUUCUCCUGAAUGUGAUAGAUGUGGUGGCGAAACAAAUCCUCGAGGUGCGGAACCACCAAGACCUGAAGAAGCAAAGUAUGGUGCGCGUGCAGUCGAGAUAUAUCAUUGUGAAAAGUGCCGCACUUUGACCCGAUUCCCUCGGUAUAACGACCCGGUAAGGCUCCUUGAAACACGAUGCGGCCGAUGCGGCGAAUGGGCCAAUGCAUUUACAUUAUUACUGAAAGCACUAGAUCUGGAUGUUAGAUAUGUUUGGAACGCUGAGGAUCACGUUUGGAACGAAGUAUAUUCGCCAUUCCAUGAGCGGUGGAUUCAUGUCGAUUCAUGCGAGGAAGCUUACGACCGGCCUCUGAUCUACGCUGAUGGUUGGGGUAAAAAAAUGUCCUACGUGAUUGGAUUUUCUGUGACGGGAGCACGGGAUGUAACCCGACGGUAUGUUCGACGACCAGACGCUUCAUUGCCCCGGAACCGGUUCAACGAGGCCGAGCUUGAGCAGGUGCUUCAAGGUAUUACUAUAGACUUGCGACAGCGGAUGACCGCGGAGAUGAGAGAAAUAUACUCAGAGCGAGAUGAGGUUGAGGAGGCCGAAAUGAUGUCUUACCAGGAAGAACAAGUGGUUGAAGUACCCCGCCAGAGCGGAGCCCCAGAUUGGGUGGCACAACGCGGAGAAGACGGGCGGUCUUGA